CCGGUCAUCUUUGGCUAUAUCGUAUUUCGGUGACUAGAAUUGAUAUUUUCUAUCUGCAAUGGACGAGGCUCGUCGCAAAUAAAUACGCAUGCCUAACGCUAAACAAAGGCCAGCAAUGCAUUCGAAAAACAAAAAAAAAACUCAAAUCGCAACAAAGACAUCUCAAGAUUCAAUGUUGAACCAAAGACGUCAACAUUAUUUAUAACCUGGGAAAUUACCACGGCCAGGAGAUGUUGUUAUUCUUCAUAUGCUCCUCUCAAAGGGUCACCAGCAACCCAUAUCAGUUCGGCUGUCAUAGGCAGAUCAUUUCCUAGAAAUCUAUUUGAAAAACCAGCUACGAAAAGAAAAGACUUGAUCGGUAAGACUUGAUCGGUAUUCGUAGGAAGUUCUAUCUCAGAUAAAAUGUGCAUAUUCAAACGCACCAUCUUCACAGUCUGCUAUCAUUCACAAUGGUCCUCACAGCCAUUCCGACUCUGUAAGCAUCAGGAAUCACACAACGCAGGCCAGACUCCCGAGCCGUGCAAGCAGGCCAGAGGGCAUCCCCUCGCUACUGUUAAAGUUCAGAAGAAGUGCCCACAAUGUGAGGGUGCACAUCAGACCGUCGACGAGAAGCUGCAAAAGGCGAAAGACAUAAUUACUGAAAGCAAAAAGACGUUGGUCCGUGCCGAUGAGAGAUGUAGAGCCUUAUUGGGUGAUGCGGGUAUUGAUGCCAGCGGUGCUAAGGAUGAGGACGAGGUUGAGAUGGAAGGGCUGAAAGAGGAGAUAGAAGCUCUUGACGAUGAGUGGCCGCGGAAUUACACAGCAGGGGAAUUUCUGAAGAAUAGGAAGAAGGCAGAGAAGGCGAGUCUAUUCAUGGGAUAGAGCUGAGGAACACAAAGUAUAGUUCUUAAAGCAUUUGAG
This is a messenger RNA of Truncatella angustata, 900 nucleotides long. RefSeq lists its product as uncharacterized. The record is from RefSeq and is a predicted model, not a curated record. Bases 403 to 861 code for a protein of 152 amino acids. NCBI's taxonomy places the organism in Eukaryota, Fungi, Ascomycota, Sordariomycetes, Amphisphaeriales, Sporocadaceae. The transcript has a single exon.